Messenger RNA from Eriocheir sinensis (Chinese mitten crab), 2196 nucleotides. RefSeq lists its product as uncharacterized. Bases 340 to 1083 code for a protein of 247 amino acids. Gene Ontology annotation, cellular component: membrane. Gene Ontology annotation, molecular function: copper ion transmembrane transporter activity. NCBI's taxonomy places the organism in Eukaryota, Metazoa, Arthropoda, Malacostraca, Decapoda, Varunidae. The record is from RefSeq and is a predicted model, not a curated record. The transcript is spliced from 7 exons. Gene Ontology annotation, biological process: copper ion transmembrane transport.
UCAGUCUCGUGGUGAGUGUGGCGUGUAGUGGUGGUGUGCACGGGCUGUGGCUGGCACCUUCGACGCUCCACAGUAUUCCUCAUGUAUUGCGUCGGCGUGGUGUGGCGAUAAUUGUUUUAAAUAGCAAGUCACUUUUUUUUGUGUGUGUAUAUUGGCUCGUGUUGGACAGGCAAUAACAUUCGUGCAUAACGUACAGCCUGACAACUAGAAACAAUCAUCAGUAUUGCCUCGUACAAGUGUGUUUUAUUGUGCAAGUGUUGAGAGACGAAGUGAGAGCCGCAGCGUCAGCACAACCACCGCUCUGCUGAGGCUGUGUGGUGUGGUAGCAGCACCACAACCAUGGACCACGACCACGGCAGCCACGCCCAGGGCCACAGCAUGCCGCCACAACAAGUGCCCAACACCACCAUGACCACCCUGCAGGAUGACGGGAUUCUGACCGAUCAGAUGUUGCACUUGCCUCUUCUUCAUGGAGGGGUGAGAGAGAUCCUCCUCUUCCCCUUCUUCGCCACCUCCGACGAUGCCUCCUUCGCCCUCGCCUGCCUCAUCCUCGUUGUGGUCGCCUGUGCCCUAGAGCUGCUGAGGCUUCCCCUGUCGUUCAUGGACGAGGUCUACCUGUCUGAGGCGGGCAGCACCGGCGCCGCCUUCGCCUGCCGGUGCAAACACACUGCUGCCACCCAGACGCUUAUCUCCAGCGGCGAUGUUAAGAACUACAACACCUUAACCAGUGAAAAGGAACAACAGCAACAACAACAGAAAGAACAACAACAGGAGGAGCAGCAUAUGGGAAGCUUACAAAGGUGGGCGCGGCUGGCGGGCGUGGGCAUUAUGCAGACGUUGGUGUACCUGGUGGCGACCCUUCUCAUGCUCGUGGCGAUGACCAUGAACAUCUACAUCAUCCUCGCCCUCAGCGCCGGCUCCGGGGUGGGCAAGAUGGUAACGCUGUGGCUCCGGAGACGCUACAGGGAGAGGAGCUGGAGUGGGAGCAAGCAUCACUGUUACCAGAGAUUCGUUGCCUCCUCGACCUCCACCUCCGACUCGUGUGUCGGUUCUUCUGCGUCUCUGUCCCCUCAAGGCGAAUAGUUGUCUCACGCGAUGCUUUCUCUCUCUCUCUCUCUACCUAUCUUUCCUUCCCCUUCUUCCUCCCACUAAAGAUGGUGAAGAUGAUGAUGAUGAUGAUAAAAGAAAGACAAAAGAAAAAGACGAAAGAAGAAGCAAACAAAAGAAAAAAAGAAAGACAAAAAGACAUAAGAUAACAAAAGAAGAAAAAUAAAAUAAAAGAAGAAGAGAAAGGAAGAAGAUAAAAAAAGACAGGAGAAGAAGAAAAAGAAGAAGACAGAAGAAGUAGAGAAGAAAAACAGGGAACAGAGAUAGAUAGGGAGAGAGAGGGAGGAGGAUAAGGAAAAUCAAGAACAGAGAGGAGCAAGAGGAACCAAGAGGAGGAAGAGGAGGCCCCACCAUUCAUAACUUCCUGAAGGAGGCGCUGAGGGUAUGGCUUUGUGUGACGAGUAGCAGAAGUAGGCAUUGUCCCCUUGUGCCUCUCCCUCCCCCUUGUAGAGUGGCAUUAUGUCGCCUCGUAACCGCCCUGUAAACUUGUAGAAAGGUAUAAUGUCACCUUGCAGCUCCUUGUAACCUGGAAGAGUAGAUGCUGGCUAUGUGUAGUUACGCCCCUCGUCCCGUUAUGUCCCCUUAGCUGCCUCUUUGAAGUGAGCUUGUAAGUGGCAAGUGGCUGCUCGCUCCCCUGCACAGAGCACCGCAAUGUGACCCUUCAUGAGCCCUUUCAUUCAUAUACCCUCCCUCCCUUCCUUCUAGUCUCUUCGCCUAUUAGAACACACACACACACACACACACACACACACACACAAAUACGAAAACGCGUAUACCCACAUAAAAAGAACACACACACACACACACACACACACACACACACACACACACACACACACUAUUGGAGUCGUAAAUGUGCUAAAUUUGUUUUGUAUAAAGACUUUUAAUGCAAAUGUUCCUCAUAAACAAAGAUUUUUAAAAGUGGUCGGUUGAUAUAGACAAAUAAAAAUAUAGCUAUUGUGUCAGUAAGUGACAGCUUCGAAUUAUGUAAAGAAAAUCCUGUUUGCUAAAGGAGUUAUUAUAUUAUUACAGAGUAUUGCCAAGGGCUGUUUUUGUAAAGUCCUGAAUAAUCAAAUAUUUUUUAAGUUA